This is a messenger RNA of Drosophila persimilis, 1371 nucleotides long. RefSeq names its product innexin inx5. The record is from RefSeq and is a predicted model, not a curated record. The transcript is spliced from 2 exons. Lineage: Eukaryota; Metazoa; Arthropoda; Insecta; Diptera; Drosophilidae. Gene Ontology annotation, cellular component: gap junction; plasma membrane. The coding region runs from base 136 to 1350 and encodes 404 amino acids. Gene Ontology annotation, molecular function: gap junction channel activity. Gene Ontology annotation, biological process: phototransduction.
CCUGCAACGCCUGGAAAAUAAUUAUCAAGACCGAGCGGUGCCGCGAAGUGGCAGAUGCAAAGUGAAUGACAAAGCUGGUGCGCACAUUAAGAAUUGGAAGCGGUCCUCGAGGAACUCUUCCCCGAGGCAGAAGAAAUGUAUUCGGCGGUGAAGCCCUUGUCAAAAUAUCUACAAUUCAAGUCGAUCCGCAUCUACGAUGCCGUCUUCACAAUCCACUCCAAGUGCACGGUUGUCAUCCUAAUAACCUGCUCCUUGCUGCUGUCCGCGCGUCAGUACUUCGGGGAUCCCAUUCAAUGCCUAAGCGAGGAGAGAAACAUUGAGUACGUGCAGUCCUACUGCUGGACCAUGGGCACCUACAUCCUCAAGCUGGACAAUGCAUCAAGCGGCACACAAGCACCCAAGCAAGCGCCGGCUCCCAGCAAUUCGUACGCCAAGUGGCGGGCCAAGCAUCCCAGAUCCCGCUCGGACCUGCGCCCCUUGGUGGACGACGACGAGGCCUAUGCCAGGGCCGCUUUCAUAGCCGAGGGUGUGGGUCCCGAGUGGAGUGGCGUGUCGGAGCGCGAGUACCUCCGCUACUACCAGUGGGUCAUCAUUCUGCUGCUCUUCCAGUCGCUCAUCUUCUACUUUCCCUCGUGCCUGUGGAAGGUGUGGGAGGGCCAGCGGCUGAAGCAGCUCUGCUCGCAGGUGGGCGGUGCCCUGCUCUCCGAUGAGACCUACAACACCAGGCGCCGGCUAUUGGUCAAGUACUUCACCACCGACCACGAGGAUCUGCACUUCUGCUACAUGGCCAAAUAUGUCUUCUGCGAGGUCCUCAACUGUCUGAUCAGUGUCGUGAACAUCAUUUUUCUGGAUGUUUUUCUCAAUGGCUUUUGGGCGAAAUAUCUGAAGGCCAUGGCCACCCUUCCCUUUUACGAUUGGGAUCACUGGAAUCGAGUGUCCUCGACAGUUUUCCCAAAAAUCUCCAAAUGCGAGGUGCUCAAGUAUGGGCCCAGUGGGACGGUCAAAGUUAUGGACAAUCUGUGCAUCCUGCCCCUCAACAUACUGAACGAGAAGAUCUUCGUAUUCCUCUGGUGCUGGUUCCUCCUGAUAGCCAUCAUAUCCGGCGUGAAUAUCCUCUUCCGGCUGGCCAUGCUGUCCAUCAAGAGUCUGCGCGAGAAGAUGAUCCGCAGCCAGCUGUCCUUCAUGACCAAACGACAUGUGCAGCGGGCCCUUCGCGACCUCACCAUCGGGGAUUGGUUUCUCCUGAUGAAGGUCAGUGUGAACGUGAAUCCAGUUCUCUUCGGGGAUCUCAUGCAGGAGCUGUGCGAGCUGCGCACCUCCUCCUCGCUCAGCAUCCUGCAGGAGGCAUAAUAUAAUGCCUUCUCUAGGCAG